This is a messenger RNA of Frankliniella occidentalis (western flower thrips), 1678 nucleotides long. RefSeq names its product glycerate kinase. The transcript has 4 exons. Bases 87 to 1643 code for a protein of 518 amino acids. The record is from RefSeq and is a predicted model, not a curated record. Gene Ontology annotation, biological process: protein phosphorylation. Lineage: Eukaryota; Metazoa; Arthropoda; Insecta; Thysanoptera; Thripidae. Gene Ontology annotation, molecular function: glycerate kinase activity. Gene Ontology annotation, cellular component: cytoplasm.
CUCGUGAUACGUUGUUGGUGCCUCUCCGCCGCUUAGUUAAGAAGUAUUGAAACCUUCUUAGCUGUAGUAAGUCACAUUGAUGUGACAUGAUAAGACUACCUUCUCAAUGGCUUUGUCGUCAACGCAGCUCAUUUAAAAAGCCCAACUUUAGUACAUCUCCAAUUCUUUUUACUCUGAAGAAAAACAAAAUGGACUGCUUAACCUAUCAGGAUAUGUUUGAGCACAAUAAAGCUGCUUUUUUGGCAGCUGUGUCGGCUGUUAAGCCUGCAAACUUAAUAGAGAGUUCUGUACAGAUAAAUGGAAGUAUUCUGACUGUAAAAGGGAAUGACUUUCAGCUGAAGCAACCAUGCCAUGUAAUUGGAUUUGGCAAAGCAGUUUUGGAAAUGGCAUUAACAAUGGAAAGAAAAUUGGGCGACUAUAUGAAGCAGUGCGUAAUAAGUGUACCCGUAGGUACAAAAAAAGCGCACUCAAUACCUUCAAACACCAAGGUUGAGAUACUAGAGGGAGCAGCAAACAAUCUUCCAGAUAAAGAGGCAGAAGAAAAUACAAGGAAGAUUUUAAAAAUUGUAGAGGAUCUGAAAGAGGAUGACACUCUCCUUGUACUUAUUUCGGGUGGAGGCUCUGCAUUACUUUCACUACCAGUUCACCCUCUUACACUGGAGGAAAAAUUGCAGGUAAUAAAACAAUUAGCAAAUGCUGGGGCUGACAUCCUCCAAUUAAACUGUGUACGGAAGAGUUUGUCUGCUGUAAAAGGGGGCCAGUUAGCUGCUGCAGCUCAACCAGCAACUAUUAUCUCACUAAUCCUGUCUGAUGUGAUUGGAGAUCCAGUUGAUUUUAUUGCAAGUGGUCCCACUGCUCCUAAUAAGGACAACCCUGCUGCUGCAUGGGAUAUAAUUUGCAAAUUCCAGCUCCAAAAUUCCAUACCUCAAUCUGCUGAGGUUUGUCUUCGUUCCAAUUAUUCAAGAGCAAACUCUAAUCUAAAGGACAAAGAAGUUAACAAUAUUCUUAUUGGCAAUAACUUGGUGGCAAUUACAGCGGCCAUGAAUAAGUUGAUAAGCCUGAACUACUCUGUGUGUUUUUUAUCUCCAAGCAUUCAGGGUAAUGUCACAAGAAUAGCAGUGUUUUACUCUCAAUUGGCAUCUAGGAUAUGUAGAUUUUUAGCCUCCAGCAAAUGCAAUUUAUUUGAGGGAUUGGAAGAAGCAUAUUUGCUCUCCAUAGAAGCUAGAAAUGAGAUUGAGAAAACUGUUUGCAACAGCUCCCAUACUAGAGGAAUUUGUCUUAUUGCUGGAGGAGAAACAACUGUGAGAGUAACAGGAACUGGGAAAGGUGGCCGUAAUCAAGAACUUGCACUCAGAUUUGCAGAAGAAUCUAAAAAAAUAUCAACUGGAUGUGAAUAUGCGAAUCAAUUCUCAAUCUCACUCUUGUCUGCGGGUACUGAUGGCAUUGAUGGACCUACAAAUGCUGCUGGAGCUUUUGGAUAUGCUGAACAAUUAGAUGGCAAUGAAGACUACAUAAAAUAUUUAGAAGACAGCGACACCAAUACUUUCUAUUCUAAAUUGAAUGCAGGCAAGAAUUUAAUUCUCACAGGACACACUGGCACUAAUGUAAUGGACAUUCAUAUUGUAACUAUUUGCAAAAAGUGAAGUAAAUUUUUCUCCAUGGUAGGAUGUACUGAUUA